AAGACACCCCGCUCCGAACCGGACUACAACUACCCGAUCUUCCCAGGGUCGGAGAACAGCAGUCGCCUGAGCUGAAAUUUAAACCUAAAGGAAGUUUUUUUUUCUUCUUUCCAGAAAUCGGCCAACAUGUGUACUGGAAAGUGUUCCCUCUGCAUUGCGGUGACUCUGUACCCGCUGGUGCUCAUUUCCAUCAUCUGUAACAUUGUGCUGUUCUUUCCUGAUGGAAGCGUCAAGUACGCUCAAGAUGGACACAUUACAGAUGAGGUGAAGUACAUGGGAGGAGUCUUUGGCGGAGGGAUACUGGUUCUGAUCCCUGCACUUCACAUUCACCUGACUGGAAAGCAGGGCUGCUGUGGAAAUCGCUGUGGGAUGUUCCUAUCUAUCGCUUUCGCUGCGGUGGGCGUGCUCGGUGCCCUGUAUAGCUUCGUUGUGGCCGUGCUCGGCUUGCACAAUGGACCUUUGUGUAAAGUGUUACUGGUUUGGAUGAGGCCUUUCAAAGACAGUGACACCAGUUACCUGAGCGACAGCUCAAUAUGGUGGAGGUGUACCGCGCCUGAGAACAUCGUCCAGUUCAACAUCGGACUGUUCAGCACUCUGCUGGUGACCAGCGGCCUGCAGAUAAUCCUCUGUGCCAUUCAGAUGAUCAACGGGCUCUGCGGCUGUCUGUGCGGCACCUGCGUCAAGAAGGACAAAGAGAUGAUCUGAAGAUGUUGAACCAGCAGCAUUCACCCUCCACAGGAUUUAAGCACCUUAUCCUCAGUCACUCCUUGCCUGUUCCUCUCGUCACUUCCAUGGGUUUUCUCCUCGUGUCUCUGGUUCCCAGUUUUGAAUUUACCUGGCAGGCAGGAGCUUUGUUAUCCAUCAUCCUUUUCAUUAAACUGAUCAACUAACUCAGCGUCUCAGCCCCUCUGCAUUUUGGUCCACUUUCAAAGACACCACUUUAUGACAGCUACAUGUUCAAACAUUUGUCAUUGGUCUUAUUUUUUUAUUUAUGUAAUUUGAAGUUUUCAUUAAUCUGCAACUGCAAGUCAUAAUCAAUACAAUUCACACCAGCCCCAGCGGCAUGGGCGUGCAUCAGGGGGCAUUGACACUGUUUUUUUUAAAAAACGUUCACCUUGGAGUGGCCAAAUUUCUAUUAUUCCUAUCUCGACUUAAUAGAGACUCCUUGCACUGUAUUUGUUAUAAUGGCACUUUUUUCAGCCAUUAUAACAGUUCAAACCGCAAUUGACGUGUCGUAACGUGUUUUUCCGAGCCACAUUUAAACGCAACAUGAGUGUUAAGAUGCCCGCGCUGCACCGUCUGGUUCAAACAAAUUAACACACAACAUGACCUGUUGUUUCAUUCUGGGUGCAAUGAAUCUAAGUUUCUUUUUCUUAAAUUUAAAAACAAACAAAUGUCAAUACUUUACGAACAGCUGAUUGCAAAUCACGCGUAUGAACGUGAUUUGUUACCGUUUGUGGUCAAGUUUGGUCAAAAUUAGGCAACGUUUGAAAAAGAAUAAUUAUUUAAUGCCAACAUAUUUAGCAAAACUGCUAGUUUGACUAGUUUAAUCAGAGUCAAAACGUACUUAAUUGUACAUUAAUACAGCUGUUUUUAAGUAGUCACUAAAACAGUAAAUACACGAGUGAAAUCUUAACGCUCUCAUU
Molecule: messenger RNA, 1646 nt
Organism: Gambusia affinis (western mosquitofish)
Lineage: Eukaryota; Metazoa; Chordata; Actinopteri; Cyprinodontiformes; Poeciliidae
Gene: tm4sf21a
Product: transmembrane 4 L six family member 21a
Exons: 5
Coding region: 127-705 (192 amino acids)
Cellular component (GO): membrane
Source: RefSeq, a predicted model, not a curated record